AUGGCGACUCCUGUGCGCCGGUCUGCUCGUCUCAGGUCGAUGACUCCUGCAACCGAGCCCCAAAACAAAGCCCCUUGGCCUUCUGCAAACCUAAUCUCUGUGUCCGAACGCGAUGAAACCUCAGACCUUCGCUCUCCUCCAAAUCCUCGUAUCAUCCUCGCAAGCCCGCAGAAUCAUCCCACCUCCACUACACCAGUUUCAGAGUCUCAUUCGAAGUCUCUUGUGAAAACACCAAACACCACGGGGGACUUGAAACCAGGACUCGAAGAAAUGCAUCCCAGCAAAGUGCACCAAAUCAUCUCAAAGCAACCCGACUUGGGUCUCCGUCUUGGGUUUAAACCCAUCCAGAAUAUUUCCAAAUAUCCUUCAGACGCGGUGACCGCAACUCCAACCAAAUCCAGAUUGUCACUGACAGACCCACUAGAUUCUCCAAGCUUUGGUCUACAGUUCUCCUGCGAGGAUUCACAACUCAGUGAGGAAGCCAAGAAAUUAAUGGAGAACAUCCGGGAAGACGCGUCAAGGAUCAAAGCACAAAUGAUAAUUGAACAGAAUGCUCAGAGACGCAAAGAUGCGGAAGCUGAACAAAUGUUUGGCGAGAGGAAUAUCGCAAAGGCUAAAGGGAUAGUCGGACGUUUCAGCAAUGCUCACAUGGUGGAGUUUAAAAAAAUGGAUUCCAUUGCCGGGCACCCUUCGGCUUUUAGGGCACGUCCAGAUAGAAUUCAACCUCCACCAGCUAAGUCUCUCAAGAGGACUAGAUCUAAGGCUUGCCUUGAUGAUACUUCAUCUCCGGCGAAACCUAUUACAGCCACCUCAUCUUCUGCAAAGUUCCUGGCAGCUGAUUCUGUCAAGCGCUCGAAAACAUCCAACCCUGGAAGCGCCACUUCCCGUACAUAUCUUUCCAAGGAUUAUCGUUGUGAAAGCAAACCAGAGCCAAUGCUUGCGAAACUCGAUCUGCAAACCGUGAUCACCCCAAUAAAACCCACCGUUGUCCGUGCUUCCAGCGUGAAACACCCCAACACAGCCAAAAACUUUAGCAGCAUUCCUCAUUCCCCUUCAACCAGGUCGAUUGUUGCCCCGCGAACUCCUCAAACAGAGUUCAAUCCAAAAUUUAAAACUAAACUACCAAGUCUUACAAACCUCAAGUCGAUUCUCCGACGACGACAACCCCUGUUCUCAACAGACCUUGUUAAAAUUGCCUCAGGAACCCAUGUCGCUCCGCCUAGUAAAAUUUUCGACAUACCUGAGGUACCCACGGCAAAGAAACAUGUCGAAUUUUCAGCCAGUACGAAGCUACGCCACGUAUUCCAGGACUUUUCUCCAACAUCUAUCAAAAAUCUACCUGAUAAGCCAACAGGAACAGGGACGAUUUCCUAUCCAACCCUUCCAGUUACAACGCCUCCACACGACAGAAAAGCUGAGAAAGCCAUUUUUGGAAAUAUAACAACUCCUACAAUCAGAACUGUGGCUUCGUUCGAGGUCGACUAUCCUCAACCCGCUUUCCCGGCCGAUGCAGUUAUUCCCCAUGGUAUCAUAAACAAAAAGCGCCACCGCGAACCCGAUGACGACGAUGUUGAAAACAAAGCUCCGGAAGACUCGACAGGAGAUGAGCGGAGCCUGAAGAGAAUGAAACCUAACCCUACCGUUGCCACAAAGAUUCACACUCCAAGCUCUAUCAAGAGCCGUCCGGUGCAGCACGGGACACCGGGAAUUAGCACUCCCCGUCGGUCGACGCAGAAAAGUAAGGGUGUGUUGAGCAUGAGCCGCCUAAAUAUGCUGUCGAAGCCGAAGGUGCGCCGCUAG
Messenger RNA from Paracoccidioides brasiliensis Pb18, 1800 nucleotides. RefSeq lists its product as uncharacterized. Bases 1 to 1800 code for a protein of 599 amino acids. The record is from RefSeq and is a predicted model, not a curated record. The transcript has 2 exons.